AUGGAUUUUGAUAAUGAGAUAAGAUUGUCUUUAUUUAGUAGACAGGAAAUUACAUGGUGGAUAACAAAGAUUAAUGAUACAAAUGGGAAAAGAAUAAGACCUGUCAAUGUAUCUAAACGAUGUAGAACUGAUGCAUCAUUUCUAGGUUUCGGGGGAAUAGACUUGGAAACAGACAUUCAUACCAAUGGUAGAUGGAAUAAUGAAGAAGUUCUUAAUGCUAGCAUAAACUACCUUGAACUCCUUGCAAUUUUCUAUUGUUUACAGGCUCUUUAUGAAGAUUGUAGAGACAUACAUAUAGAGGUGCAGUCUGAUAACACUUCUGCCAUAUCUUAUAUCAAUAAGUUUGGUGGUAUGGAGUCUAUAGAAAUGGAUAAGUUGGCUAAACAAAUAUGGGAAUGGUGCUUGCUUAGGCAGAUUUAUAUUUCAGCUGUGCAUGUUCCUGGCAGGUUGAAUACAGCAGAUUUUUAUUCCAGGAAUUUCUCUGAUUCAACCGAGUGGAUGUUAAAGCAAGAUAUAUUUAAUAGGCUUUGUAGGCAUACUUUUUUACCUGAUGUAGAUGUGUUUGCAUCAAGGUUGAACAAACGUUUGCCAAAAUUUGUUUCAUGGUUCCCUGAACCUGGUGCUAUGGCUGUAAAUGCAUUUUCCUUGUCUUGGAACCAGUUUGUUCCAUAUUUAUUUCCUCCCUUUAAUUCAAUUGGGAAGGUAAUAAAUAAAGUAGUAUCAGAUAAGGUAGACAAAGCUCUCAUGGUUGUUCCAUACUGGUUUACACAGAGUUGGUUUCCUGUUCUCUUAGAAAAUAUGUCUGAUUUUCCUAUCAGAUUACCAAGACAUCAAGAUUUGCUGGCAUUACCCCACAACAAAAAGUUUCAUCCCUUGGGAAAAAAGCUGAAGAUGAUUGGCGUGGUUCUAUCCGGAAGAGCUUGCAGAGUAGAGGAAUUCCAAAAGAAGUUGCUAACUUUAUCACAGAGUCAUGGUCUGGAGGAACAACCAAGCAGUACGGCAGUGCUUGGAAAAAGUGGUGUAUGUGGAAUAGUAUUAGGUUUUCCAGUCCAUUUUAUUCGUCUGAAACGGUAG
Messenger RNA from Mercenaria mercenaria, 1074 nucleotides. RefSeq lists its product as uncharacterized. The record is from RefSeq and is a predicted model, not a curated record. The coding region runs from base 1 to 1074 and encodes 357 amino acids. NCBI's taxonomy places the organism in Eukaryota, Metazoa, Mollusca, Bivalvia, Venerida, Veneridae. The transcript has a single exon.